Penicillium cinerascens is the source of this 921-nucleotide messenger RNA. Its product is annotated as DUF2011 domain-containing protein. The transcript is spliced from 3 exons. Bases 1 to 921 code for a protein of 306 amino acids. NCBI's taxonomy places the organism in Eukaryota, Fungi, Ascomycota, Eurotiomycetes, Eurotiales, Aspergillaceae. The record is from RefSeq and is a predicted model, not a curated record.
AUGUUUGACCUGCCGAAUGCCAAGCGCGUUCGCCGCGACGAAGUCCAGUCGCCGGCCUCGUCCCGCUCCCCGUCCCCGGUCGACGAGUCUGCCAUCCGAGAUGCCCAAGCCAGGCUUGGCGAGCUACUCAAUCUCGAUGCUUUAAUUGGAGCCGGCUCUAUAUCGGAAGAGACCAAGGAGCCCCAGCAGCCCGCACCAACCGCCAAGGAUGAGGAUGAAGAGCAGGAGUUCGAGUUCCGCCUGUUCAGUGCACCCGCCAAAGCUAAGGAUACAACUACAAAGCCCGAGGCGGAAGAAAAGUCUACGAAGGACAAAGGCGCAGAGCUCGGGAAACAGAGUGGGGGUACUCAGAAAUUACGCAUUCGAUUGAGAUCCCCCUCGCCCUCGACAAACCCCGCCGAUGGCCGAUUCGUCAAGGCCUUCCGCGGCUGGCAAUACUAUUUCUCCACUCCUUCCCUGUACGGUCUCAAAGAUACUGAAGAUGAAGAUGAACAAGAGGAAAGGAGGCGCCAGUUCGAAGAGAUCGCCGUGACCGGAGACCAUAUGACGACGUGGGCCAAGUCCCAACCCUGGCCCGGAUGCCAUCUCCCAUGGCGAGUGACUCGCCUCAAACGUCAUCAAACCAAGCUGCCCCCCAAAUCCACAGACAUCCCAGUCUACAUGGUUGAAGACGCACCUGCGACAAAAUCACCAUUGACACGCAAGAAGCCCGGCAAGAAGCGUCGUGUUCAAUUGCGCAAGAAGGUCCAAGCAGCCAAGGUCGCCCAGGAAAAUGAAGCCGAGAAGCGGAACCGCAAGAACCGAGAACGGAAGCUCAAGCGUCGACAGAAGGCGCGAGAGGAGAAGGCCGCUGAAGCGGCAGCGAACGGCCAAGAUGUUCCAAUGGCAGAUGUCGAUGGGGAUUCAUCUGGGGGAGAGUGA